AUGCGCGGCGUGGCGUGGGCGGCGGUGGCCGCGGCGGCCGUGGCGCUGGCGCUCGCCUCGCCCGAGAGGCGCUCCGACACCGACUUCGAGUUCGACGAGGCGCCGGAUUCGCAGACGGCGCGUCCGCGACGGCCGCGUCGCUAUAUCUACGACCCGCAGAAUCCUCUUUGCCGGGAGCUGAUCUGCAAGAAACGGGAGGUGUGCUUGCUGCGUGACGCCUUCACCGCCCAAUGCGCUACGAAGAAGGACGUCUUGCGGAGAGGGGACACGAUAGUGGCCGCGCGGCGCGAGCACGGCGACGCCGAGGACGACGUGUUCUACGAGGCGGCGCCCGACCGCCCGCCGCACCAACAGCACCAACAGCGCCAACAGCACCAACAGCGCCAACAGCACCAACAGCGACAACAGCACCAACAGCGCGCAGACGUGGACCUCGACGCCGACAACGAGGCCGACAACUAUCUGGACCAGGCGCUCGACCAGUCGCUCGACCAGUCGCUCGACCGGCCACCUGAACGGUGCGUGGGGUGCGGCGCGGGCGGCGCGCAGUUCGUGUGCGGCUCCGACAACCGCACCUACUCGUCGCUGUGCCGCCUCGACCUGCACAACUGCGUGCGCGGCGCCAGGGUGCGCCUCGCCUGCCGCGGCUUCUGCCCCUGCGCGGCCCCGCCCCCGCCCCCGCCCCCGCCGCCACAGAGGCGGCUGCGCGACCGCGGCGGCGGCGGCGGCAGGCGCCAGGCGGCCAAGAGCGGCGCCAGGCGGGCCGGCGCUAGAGGGGGGGAGCGGUGCGAGCUGGAGCGUCUGGCGGAUCGUCUGCUGGACUGGUUCUCGGUGCUGAUGGAGGAGGCGGCCGGCACGCCUCCGCCGCUGCAAGGGUUCCCGCGGGAUUGUAAGCCUGAAGUGCGCUGGAUGUUCUCGCACCUGGACGUGGCCGGCGACGGCCUGCUCUCGCACGACGACCUCUACGCCCUGCGCCACGACGAGCGCGAGCGCUGCCUGCGGCCGUUCCUGGCGUCGUGCGGUGGGGGCGGUGGGGGGGGGGGGGGGGGGGGGGGGCGGGGGGGGGGGGGGGGGGGGGGGGUAGGGGGCGGGGGGGCGGCGCAGGGCUGUCGCGCGCCGCGUGGUGCGGCUGCCUGCGGCGCGCGGCGCGGCCGUGCGCGGCGUUGGCGCGCGCGCACCCUUGGCCCGCGGCCGGCGCCUACGUGCCGGCGUGCGACGCGCGCGGCUUCUACCUGCCGCGGCAGUGCCACGCCGCGCUGGGCGUGUGCUGGUGCGUGGACGCGCACGGCGUGGAGCGGCCCGGCUCGCGCGCCAAGGGCCGCCCCGCCUGCGCGCCCGCCGCCCCGCCCCCCCCCCCCCUCGCCCCUCCCCGCCCUCGCCGCCGUCGCCGCCGAGCGCGGCCCCGCCGACGACGAGGACGAGGCCGGCAGCGGCGACAACGAGCUGCGCUUC
This is a messenger RNA of Iphiclides podalirius (scarce swallowtail), 1452 nucleotides long. NCBI's taxonomy places the organism in Eukaryota, Metazoa, Arthropoda, Insecta, Lepidoptera, Papilionidae. The record is from the annotation of a GenBank genome assembly.